This is a messenger RNA of Caenorhabditis elegans, 858 nucleotides long. RefSeq names its product TYR_PHOSPHATASE_2 domain-containing protein (gene hpo-7). Bases 1 to 858 code for a protein of 285 amino acids. The record is from RefSeq and is marked reviewed. The transcript has 5 exons. Lineage: Eukaryota; Metazoa; Nematoda; Chromadorea; Rhabditida; Rhabditidae. Gene Ontology annotation, molecular function: protein tyrosine/serine/threonine phosphatase activity; hydrolase activity; protein tyrosine phosphatase activity.
AUGAUUUUGACACAAGGUCCCAUUCAUUGGAAGACACUUCCAAAAUCGGUAGAUGACGUAGAUGAGUGUGCCCAGGGAGUUGAACCUUCACGACCACCGUACUCUACAAUGGACAAGUUCCUCCAAAUGAUUGUUCAGACUAAGGCAACGGAUGUUGUUAUGCUCGGCGACUUUUAUGAAAACGACGUUGUGCUGCGGACUAUUGAGAUUACGUCCAAUUUCAGUAAAUCGAAGAAAGAAACUCACACAAUCAGACACUACUUUUACAAAGGAUGGAUUGCACAAAAUGGCCCAGAAUUGUCCAGAGAAAUUUUGAACGUUUUCAAAGCGGUCAGAAAAUCGAAAUCGGUUGUUGUUCAUUGCUCGACUGGAAUUGGACGUGCUGCGGCGUUUGCUUUCACCGAGCUCGCCUACCAAACGAUGAUGCUUAACAUGAGACAAACUCCGACGGUUGGUUUGGACUAUGUGAAGUUGAUUCAAGAUCUGAGAAGUAUGCGAGCCGGAGCCAUCUACACACCGAUGCAGCUGGCAUUUUCUAUCAUUAUGUUGUUGGAUUUCGUAUUGGAGAAUGAACUCAGCAAGGAGACGAACAUCAAGUAUCAACAGAUCAGAAAUUCUUAUUUGGACUUGCGUAAAAGAAAGUACAGAACAUCGGAAGAGUAUAUGCCUGACGGCGGAAAAACUGUGGAUAUCGAUCUUAAUGAGGAGGGUAACAAAAGAAAGCCAAAGCCGAAGCAACCGAAGGAGAAAAUCACGCACCAAUCACUAAUGGACAAAAUUGUGAAGAUGUUGGAGGAUUUUAACAAGAACAUGAAAACAGCGAGAGAUGAUGAAAAGCCAGCCAAAAAUAUGGCCUAA